AUGAAAAAAGCAGCAUGUUUGUUGUCAUAUAUUAUCAUUUACUUCUGUAGUUUAUCGAAAGCAAAUGAAAACUUUAAACAAUUUGAUGAAAUUGCUUGGUUCGAUAACUCAGGUCGAGAAAAGUAUUCUCAAUAUUCUGAUUUAAUUGAAGCGUCAAUUGUUAGUCAAAAAUAUAAUAACAACCUUGAUGAUGUAGAAUUUAAAAAGUCUUUAAAAUGGCCGGCUAUUAGACGUUCAAAUCGUUUAAAGUAUGGCGGUCCAAAGGUUGUUGAUGCGUUUUUUAAUACUCUAAGAAGCGUUAUUCAGCCUUCAGAGAAGUCAACACAAUACAACGAGACGACAAAUGGAAUCGAUACUAAUGUUAAUGUACAAAACAUAGAUUUUAUUCCAACUUUUGGCAACAAUCAAGACUUGCAAUUCAUUUAUAUGGGAACAAAGUGGUGUGGUGCUGGUGAUAUUGCCCAAAGCAAACGUGAUAUUGGAUAUUUUUAUAUGACAGAUUCUUGUUGCCGCGAUCACGAUUUAUGUCCGCAGAUGAUUGAAGCUCAGAAGUCAAAUUAUGGAUUAAGAAAUCCAGGAAAAUUUACACGGUCUCAUUGUGAUUGUGAUAACGCAUUCUAUCGCUGUCUAAAAUCCGUCAACACAGUAGUUUCUAAUCAAAUUGGAGUCAUUUAUUUCAACGUUCUUGGGCCUCAAUGCUUUAAAAAAGAACAUCCUUCAAAAUGUAAACGAAGAAGUAAGAGAAGAUGUGUGGAGUACGAGGCAAAUGAAUCAGAAUCAAAGCAAUAUCAAUGGUUUGAUAAUAAAUGGUACUAA
Clunio marinus is the source of this 816-nucleotide messenger RNA. Lineage: Eukaryota; Metazoa; Arthropoda; Insecta; Diptera; Chironomidae. The record is from the annotation of a GenBank genome assembly.